Messenger RNA from Anneissia japonica, 5871 nucleotides. RefSeq names its product cell adhesion molecule 2-like. Lineage: Eukaryota; Metazoa; Echinodermata; Crinoidea; Comatulida; Comatulidae. The record is from RefSeq and is a predicted model, not a curated record. The coding region runs from base 857 to 2353 and encodes 498 amino acids. The transcript is spliced from 2 exons.
CACUGACGGACCAUUGUGUCGGAGCUAGCUAAUCAGGAUAGAAGUGUAGACCAUUUCCAGGUUGCUUGUAAAUAAGGAAAAUUUCAUCUGCAUCUGUAUCUUCCAGCAAUCUACUGAAAUUUAGCAAGCGGUUUUAAUCAAAUGUUUCCUGCUUCAACGGAACUAUCCUAUCAACGAUUUGUUAUUACCUGCUAAUGGAAUUAACUUUCAUCAGCUCCUCCAACAUGAAGAACGACUGCAGUUAGAUGAGGGUUUGAACAGUGCCUCAGCAAACAGCAGGACUCAGAUUGAAGUAUUCUGCUACAUGAAACGCCUGUUAUGAUUUUACAGUAUAACGUUAUUUACUGACUUUCUGGUGAAUUCUCAAGCACCAAAUAAUUAACUCAUCCUUAUUAAAAUUAGGUGCAUUUUUUAGCAUUCUAUUCCAAAAACCAGAGAAAACUGAAAUGCAAUGAAUAUGUUAUCAAACUGUGAUUUAUUUCUAUGAUGGUGUAGUUGUUUCAAUUAAACAAAUGGACUAAAUUUGUUCCAUUACGCAUGGGUUUUCAAAUGCAAAUAGUGAUGCCUGUCUAGUAAAUUGCCAAUGCCGAAGAAAUUAUUCAAACUCCCUUGACAAUAUAAGCUGGUAGGCAAUACUGCUGACAUUUACUUGUGCCGUUAAGGACGUUAAUUGUUUGCUGACUAACGAGGAAUAUUACUAAUUGAUGCAAGAUAGAGCUUUCUGCAGACUGCAUUGAUUACUUUUAAUUAUAUAUCAAGGGUGAUGGAAAUGCACUGCAACAGAUGUCAGCCAAUAUAUUUGCAAGACAUAUAGAAGCUUAAAUUGAAAAAAACCAAAACCAAGGCAGCAUUAACAAUGUAUAAAUUACAAAAAGAUUUUUUUGUUUUUCUAAUCAUACUCAUGGUGUCGCUAAGCACAGUUGAAAGCACGGCUAGUUUCCUUAAGGAGCCAUCUGAUCAAACAGCAUUGAAAGGAACAGAUGCAUCAUUUACUUGUACUAUUGAAAAUCUCGAGCCUGGCUACAUUGUUCAGUGGAUUCAAUCAGGAAUAGUUGUACUCUCGCAAAAUGAAAAUGUAAGUGUAACUGUAGAUCCAAAACAUUUUCAAAUUGAUGCAAAUCGUGACAGAGGCGAGUACAAUUUGACGAUUAAAUCUGUCACGCUUACCGAUGAUAAUCAAUAUAGUUGUGCUGUGUUUGAAAACGAGGGUGCAUUCGAACCUAUUAUUUCAUCAAAGAAUGUUAGACUUACAGUAAAUUAUUUGCCAGAUGAAAGCUAUCCUGAAUGUUCUGAAACACAGGGGAAUGGAAUAUACAAGGAAGGUGAUUAUAUUGAGCUUUGCUGUGAAUCGGAACGUGCGUCCCCUCCCGUCACACUUCAAUGGACAACAAAUGAUAAGGUUAUACGCCAAGAUAUUCGUAUUGAUGACAGUGAAAAUGGGAUUCGCAAAAUAAUAUACAAGUUUCAAGCAACUGCUGCACAUAAUGGGAUGAGCUUUAGCUGUAAACUAACCUCCUCCGCGGAUUCAACUUACAAGCGCAAUUGUUCGACUGGACCAAUCGCAAUAACAUACAAACCACAGGUUUUAAUACCAAGUUAUGAAAAUGCUGUAGCACCAGGGCAAGAGAUCUUAUUCUUCUGCAAGUCAACAGCCAAUCCUGUGGCAACAGCAUUCCGGUGGGAAUUAGAACCGGCCAUCGAUACUGAUAGACUCGUUUUAAAACUCGAGAAUCAAACACUGCAAAUUUUAAACACAAAACCAAAAGACAAUGGAACAAAAAUUAAAUGUUUUGCUUCUAAUACAAUAGGCGAUGGUCAUGCUCAGUUGAUACUUCUUGUACAUCCCUAUCCCACAACAACGCCACGUUCUGUCGUAGCUACGACAAAUUUCUCAGCGUUAAUUCCACCAGCUGAGAGUACAAAAGGUGAGGAAGAAAGGCUGACAUUAGCGAUUAUAUUGUGCAUAGCUACAAUUGGAUGUAUAAUGUUAAUUUUACUACUUACAAUUCCUAUUCUAAUUGUUUACUGUAAUAAGAAAAAAGACAAAGGUGGUAAUUAUAUUUCAAAGCCUGAUUGUUAUUUUGAGCCAAAGGACUGUAGGACUGAGCUGCCAUAUAGCCACACGCCUGCCGGACUGGGCUACACGGAGUGGGGGACAGGACGGUCCGUUUCAACAGAUCACACACAUCGGUACGACGAACCUAUCUAUCAGGAAGUUGAAGAGAAGGAGCCGACACUUCCGGAGGAGUUCCCUAAAUAUUAUUACCCCGAUCCAUAUGAAACACGUUCUUGUUUGCAAACCAAAUAUGAUGAAUUUCCAACAGUUUAUGCGACAAGAUCAAUAAUUAUUUAAUACUUUAUCAUUUAUUUGUAAAUAAGAAAGAAAAAACUUUUAUUAUGAAACUGUAUAAUGUUUGUUGAAUUAGCAUUUUGUUAGGUAUCAUACAGUAAUUAGAAUAUCAAUUAUACAAAUAAUGAUUUUAUAUGAAAAUUAUAUUAAAAUAAAAAAUGAAGAGAUUAUUUUUGUAAACAUUUCAACUCUUUUCAACUAAGAUUUUACCAACUGUAAUUCACCUCACUAAUGUAAUUACAAUAUAAAUAUUAUCAAAUUUGUUAGACCAUUUCGGGAAAAGCCAAGGGAAAGAAAGCGCCUUCAGAGACUAAAAAGAAAUAUGGGAAUUAGAUAAAGAUCAAUAAUGGAUUCCAUACAAAUUAUCCAUGUUAUGGUGGGGCACAGCUUCAUAUGGCAUCUGGGAAUAAAUGCAGGAUGUGUAAAGCCCAUCAAUAUCUUCUUGUGGUAUUUAAAAGCGCUUAAAAGUCCUGGAGCUUCCUGCUCCAGAGGAACCAAAAGAACAGAUGUAAUUGGAGAUACAAGAUUUUUAAAAAUAAGUGGCCUUUCAAACUGGUGUGUCUUUCAAACGUGUCAAUAUUAUUAGCUAGUGAGAACUUGUUUAAUAUUUGUACUUUAUUUCCCAAACUUAAAAAAAAAAAUAUUUCCCUCCUAUUUUUCGAAAAAGGCAGGGCUCAUUUUUUUGCCCUAACAAAGAUGGUCACAGCAAGAACAAAUGGGUUUUUCAAACUUUAAUGUGCGUUUCGCCUUUAAAAAAAAAAAAGAAAAAUGUUUGCAUAAACUCCUGUUCACACCAUUAAGUUCCAAUGUGACAAAUACCUUUGGUUUGCCCAUUGGGGACAUCCAUCAUGCCCAUAUUUAUUAUUAUUAUUAUUAGGCCUAUGUGCUUUAUUCAUAGGGAUGUGAUAUGACAUCACCACGUCUACUUAUGGGCAAAUCACAGAAUUGUCACAAUAAAAUUGAUAGUGUGAUCUGAGCUUUAACAAGCUCUGUCAAGAUUAUUACAUUUUAUGUGACAAAUAGAUGUGAUAUGUCCAUAUUUGACUGCAAUAUGACAUCAUCAUGCUCAUAUGUGGCCACAUCUCACAUAACGUCACAUAAAAUUUGAUAGUGUGGACAGGAGCUAUAAUUUUAAAGCACCAAUUUGACGAAAAAUAUUGGUAUUAAAGCUAGAUAUUAACAGUCAAAUGAUCCCAACAAAACAGAUAAGUACCCAGUAUAUAACAUUAAUCAUAUUAUAAUAUUACUGGUCGAAGUCAGCUUUAUGUAUCCUAUUUGGUCGUACACAGUGGCCUAUCUAGAACUCUUGAAAUGAGGGUACUGAUGGGGGAGAACAAAGGUGAAAUUGAGGGGGGACCUUGAUGAUCAGUUGAGGGGCACUAACUCGUCAAAUAAGGUGGUUUUUGGUGAAUUUCAACUACUUGAGUGAUUUUGGGGGAGGGCCCCGACUGUGGGGGGGAGGGAGAGAUAAGCUACUGGUCGUACAAUUUAGAAUUUUUCUAAAUUGAAAACUCCGACCAGGCAAUCACUAUCACGUUUGUAGUAUCUAUAAAUGUUUCUGCAAUUUAUCAAUGUUAAACAAGUUAGUUCACUCAUUUUUGGGGUCCAAUUUUUAUGUUUAAAAAUACUUAUUUUAAGGAGCAAUUUUCUCAAUCUUUGGUUUGAAAUGCAGUUAUAAUCAUGAUUAUUUUUUUUAAAGUGCAAUAGUGAUUAAAAUGAAACAAAUAUUACUUUAAGUAGUUGUUCCACAUUAUAAUUUAUAAAAUGUAUUUGUAUUUUUAGUUUUUUGUUUCUUAAAAUUCUAUAAAAAUGGUUAAAAUCCCUGUAGGUUAAUAUGAAAUGAUCACUCAGAAGAGAUUACGUCACAAUGUAUUACCUCAAUUGUUUGAUUAGUGUCCUUGUAUAAAUCCAAUAAUUAAAAUCUGCUUAAUUAGAAAAGAUCACAAUUAUGCAGAAGAGAAUGAUUCAUAUCUAAUAACCAAAAAGCAAAUUACAACAUAAAAUUUUCUUUCAUCUCGACUUCAUAACCUAUUUGAUAUAAAAUAUGUACAUGGAGGCAUCUUGGGAGUACUCAAAUAUGCUUGUCAUAAAAAAAUAAGAACUUAGCACUGGUUUAGCUGCUGCAGCUAUAAAAUAAUGGUAGAGAAGCAUAUGAGCAGCUGCUUUUAUGAAGGAAUAGAAGCUUUAUAUUGACAACCUGAGUAUCAUCUCCAAUAAAAUGUUUUAAAAAACAUUAAAUAUGCAUUAAAAUUCCUUGAAUUUCUAAAGCAAAAAGAAUAUUCUUAAUUUAAAAGAAAUUGUUGCAGCUAAUUUGAAAUUAAGUAGACGACCAUUUUUGGCAACAUUGGUAGAAAGAAUCCCAGAUGAUACUAAAUCUGUAUUAAAGCAGAAGAAAAUAUUCUUGCAAGCUCUACAGAGUAAUGUGUACCACAUGAUCAGUUUCCUUUGAUUCAAUGUGAAAUAUAUUUCUAUCAUUUUAUGUAAGGUUUACCAGAAAUAUUUGAUAUGAUAUGAUGCAAUAUUAAUAUAUUGUCAUUCACACAACAUAUUAUAUGAAAUUCGAUGUCUUCAGAGUUAUUGUGGAUCUCCAUUAUUUAAAAAAUGUAGGCCUAUCAUGCGAUGAACAAGACACCAGGAACUGUGUUAACAUGGCAUCAAUGUAGAUUUUCAUUUCAUAGUCACUGUAUUGAUUUUUACGAGACUGUUUCCUUUUUGAGUAAAAUAUUAUAAUGAACAAUAUAAAUACGGUAAUAUAAUUAUGUAUUAUAAUAUGAUAAUAUUACAUAAUAUAUGUAAUAUUAUUUUAUAUUGUUAUGAUAUGUAUAAUAUAUCUAAUAUUUUAUGAAUUUGUAAUAUAUCAUAAAACAUCAUAUUUUCAUUACUUUUUGAGAUAUUCAUAUUUCUCUAUAAAUUCAAAAUUUAACAAGCAAAAUAUUAGAUAUCUACAAUAUGGACAUCCCAGUGGCUUAAGCCCAUUUACCUGCUGGGAAAAGGGGCUUAAGCACUCUUAUGAGACCCAAAAAUGAAAACACCUUCCAUCGGACAGGCCAAAGCCAAGAUGUUGGAGAAAAAAGUGACCAAAAAAAUGCUUUGUUUUUGUCUGGAAAUUUCUUUUGGCAUAAUAAUAAUAAUAAUACAUUCUAGCAUCUCAAAAUACAAAAAAAAAAUAUUAAAAUUUCUUUUGGUGCUGAAAAACAUGUUGAGCCUCUUGUUAGAAACCUUUGCUGUUUAUCCUAUAGCCAUUGCUAUGCUGGGUUUGAUGCCACAUUUUCUAUGAUCUGUAUCCUAUGUACAAGCACAUUAAAUUCAUUCACAUAACACAUCACACUUCACUAUGUUAUUAAUUUCUCAUAAGGUGCUUUAUAUGUAGACGGCUGCUAUAUUUAUGUGCAUUUGGAUUUAUGCUUACAUGUUAGCAAUGUUCUUCAAGCUACACAAAUGGGUUGUCUUUUAUGCUCAAUGAAAAUAUUUUAAAAGAAGAUAAUUGCUAGAAUAUUAAAAUAUCUGAAACACAAAUGAAA